Molecule: messenger RNA, 3664 nt
Organism: Cercocebus atys (sooty mangabey)
Lineage: Eukaryota; Metazoa; Chordata; Mammalia; Primates; Cercopithecidae
Gene: CD7
Product: CD7 molecule
Exons: 4
Coding region: 2460-3182 (240 amino acids)
Biological process (GO): adaptive immune response
Cellular component (GO): membrane
Molecular function (GO): signaling receptor activity
Source: RefSeq, a predicted model, not a curated record
CAAGCGAUUCUCCAACUCUGGCCUCCCAGAGUGUUGGGAUUAUAGGCAUGAGCCCCUGCGCCCGGCCUCAAGGUCAUUUUGAAAUCGGUAGUCUGGGUGGGGCACACGGUGGUCACGAUGUCCCCUGCACACCCAGGCAGGAAACCCAGGAGGAGACCCUGGGGCUGGAGUCCCUGAGGAUUUUCAUCUUUUCCUGGUGGCUUAUCUCUGUUUCUGUUUCUGUUUUCCCUACUGGGAUUUACUGCUGGUCCUCAUGCUGCCUUCCCCCUCGGUGUGUGGGGGGUCUGUGUCUCCCUCUGCACCCCCCAACCCUACCCGGCCCCAUGCUAUCCUCAGACACACCGGGCACGUUCUGGCCUCAGGGAUUCUGCCCUGCUCAUCCCUCUGCCUGGAAUGCUGUUCCCCAGGGCCCCAGUUGGUUUCACCCACGACUCCUUCUUGGAUUGGCCUUUGAGGGCCACACCCACGCCCGUGUCCUGCUGGCUGUCCACCUGGCCUCCCUGAGGUCAGCUCCAGGCGAGAGGGCCCCUGGUCCACACUGUCCCCUGCUCCUGGCACAGAGGUUGGCAUAAAGACGCUCAGUGAAUGUUGGUGACCCAAUGCAUGCAUGGAGCAAAGGCCAGAGGAGGGGCUGCUCUGUAAAGCGCCGUUACCCACCGCCUCACGCCACAGCCUCGCGAGGGUGCUCCAGGGUCUCUGGGCGAGAUUCUGCCCCCAAAUCCUCUGUCUCUUGUUUAUGGAGAGCCUGGGGGAGGGAAACCGGCUCCUGCAGGACCCUCAGCCCAGCAGAAAACCUGCACCACCCCACAGCCCCACCCGUGUCUCUGCACCGGCUGCUGUGGCUGGGACCUCUGGGGAAGCAGCUCAGGGCUGCAAGUCCGUGUGUGAGUUGUGUGAGUCGUGUGAGUCAUGGGCACAUGUCUCUGCACACAUGCAUGAGUCACGCACACCCGUCUCUGCACACACACGUGUCCACAUGCACCUGUCUCUGCACACACAUGUGGAAUCACGCACACCCAUCUCCGCACGUGUGUCCACAUGCUCCCGUCUCUGCACACACACAUGUCCACACGCACCCGUCUAUGCACACAUGUGUGGAGUCACGUGCACCCGUCUCUGCACACAUACGUGUCAACACGCACCCGUCUCUGCACACACGUGGAAUCACGCACACCCAUCUCUGUGCACGCGUGUCCACAUGCUCCCAUCUCUGCACACACACAUGUCCACACACACCCGUCUAUGCACACACGCGUGGAGUCACGUGCACCCGUCUCUGCACACAUACGUGUCAACACGCACCUGUCUCUGCACACACGUGGAAUCACGCACACCCAUCUCUGCGCACGCGUGUCCACACGCUCCUGUCUCUGCACACACACGUGGAGUCACCCGCACCCAUCUCUGCACACACGUGUCCACACACACCCGUCUCUGCACGAGUGGGGUCACACGCACCUGUCUCUGCACAGUGUGUCCACACGCUCCCGUCUCUGCACACACGUGUCCACACGCACCCGUCUCUGCACACACAUGUGUCCACACGCACCCGUCUCUGCACACACGCGUGGAGUCACAUGCACCCAUCUCUGCACACGAGUGGAGUCACACACACCUGUCUCUGCACACACGCAUGUCCACAGGCUCCUGCUCAUGUGCUGCACCUGCUGGCUUUGGGCACCGACGUCAACGCUUUGUCAUUGUGGUGGGAGGCCGUCAGGACAGAGAAGUGCCCGUCCCAGAGGACUCAGUCCCCCUGGGGUUAGAGCCAGGCACAGGUCUCCCUCAGCCCCUGAAGCUGGGCACUGUGGCCUGAUACACUCCUCCCAGGGAGGUGGGGGAACCUCAGGCCUGGACCACGGCUCAGCCCUCUCGUCCCCAGGACGUGGAACACAGUGCCACGGUUGGCUGGUCGGCUGCAGUGCUGGGCACGGGCACAGGCCCAGCCUCCUUCCCCACGGCCAAACUAGGGGGUGCUAAUUCUGGCCUGCCCUGUGCUCCUGUGCACUGUGUGCGUGACUCAUGGGUGACUCCGGAUUUCUGGGCAUAAGUUGGGUUCCAGCAGAAAGUACCCCAGAGGACCAGGCAGGCUGGGGGGCAGCCCUGCCCCUCACCUCCAGACCCUGUCGCCCGUCCCCAGCCAGGGAGUCCCUUCUCUGUCCUCUCGUCUGCCCAGCCCCAGGCCUUGACCUCCUCCCUGUGGAUUUGCAGGGGCGGGGAGGGACAGGGACACCCUGAUCUCAGGGCGGCUCUCGGGGAAGCAGUGCUGGGGAGGGGUAAGUGAGGCCGCCCCUCCCACGGGGCCCACAUCACUACCCUGGUCUGAGGCACCGCCUCCAGGAAGCCCUCUCUGAGCUCUGAGCGCCUGCGGUCUCCCGUGUGCUGCUCUCUGUGGGGUCCUGCAGACCCAGAGGGGCUCAGCUGCACUCAUCAGGCUGGGAGAGCUGGGUGUGGGGAACAUGGCCGGGCCCCCGAGGCUCCUGCUGCUGCCCCUCCUCCUGGCGCUGGCUCGUGGCCUGCCUGGGGCCCUGGCCGCCCAAGAGGUGCAGCAGUCUCCCCACUGCACGAUUGCCCCCGUGGGAGGCUCCGUCAACAUCACCUGCUCCACCAGCGGGGACCUGCAUGGGAUCUACCUGAGGCAGCUCGGGCCACAGCCCCAAAACAUCAUUUACUACGAGGACAGGGUAGUGCCCACUACGGACAAACGGUUCCAGGGCCGCAUUGACUUCUCGGGGUCCCAGGACAACCUGACUAUUACCAUGCACCACCUGCAGCCGUCGGACACUGGCACCUACACCUGCCAGGCCGUCACGGAGAUCAAUGUCUACGGCUCCGGUACCCUGGUCCUGGUGACAGAGGAACAGUCCCAAGGAUUGCACAGAUGCUCGGACGCCCCGCCGACAGGCUCUGCUCUCCCUGUCCCGCCGACAACCUCUGCCCUCCCUGCCCUGCCAACAGCCUCUGCCCUCCCUGCCCUGCCGACAGCCUCUGCCCUCCCUGUGGCCCUGGCAGUGGUCUCCUUCCUCCUCGGGCUGGCCCUGGGGGUGGCCUGUGUGCUGGCGAGGACGCAGAUGAAGAAACUGUGCUCGUCGCGGGAUAAGAAUUCGGCGGCGUGUGUGGUGUACGAGGACAUGUCCCACAGCCGCUGCAACACGCUGUCCUCCCCCAACCAGUACCAGUGACCCAGUGGGCCCGGCCACGCCGCCCCCGUGGUCCCCCCAGCAUCUUCCCCCCCCCACCAUGCCCCCCCCCCCUCCACACCCCCACCCGGCCACAGCCCUUACCCCUCCGCGCCCCCCACCCCGCUGUCCUCCCACGGCUGCAGCAGAGUUUGAAGGGCCCAGCCCUGCCCAGCUCCGAGCAGACACACAGGCAGUGGCCAGGCCCCACGGUGCUUCUCAGUGGACAAUGACGCCUCCUCCGGGAAGCCUUCCCUGCCCAGCCCCGCUGUCACGAGGAGGAAGCCUGACUGUCCUUUGGCUGCAUCUCCCAACCAUGGCCAAGGAGGGCUUCUCUGUGGGAUGGGCCUGGGCAUGCAGCCCUCUCCUGUCAGUGCCGGCCCACCCACCAACAGGCCCCCAACCCCCGGCAGCCCAGCAGAGGACCGGAGACCAGUCCGCCACCCAACAGCCGGACCAGAAAUAAAGGCUUCUAUGCUUCCUUC